GACUUGUUAAUGCUCCAAAUGCCUUAGGAUUUGUCAACAACCGUGCAAAGAGGCAGCAAUCUGCCUUACUUCGAACAUAAUACUCCUUAUCACCAUCUGUUAAAACUGGGUUAUUCACAAUGCCCACUGGGAUAUCAAUAGAAUUUGAUAACUCAAAAGCUGUGUUCUUUUCGGGCCAGUCGGUAACAGGACGAGUUAAGGUUACCUGUGACAAGCCAAAAUACUGUCGAGCGAUUGAAGUAGAGUUUCAAGGGUAUGGAAAAGUCCACUGGACAGAAAGAAGCAAAGCUCAGCGGAAUGGCAAACAAAGAACAAAGACUGUCCAUUUUAAAAGCAGUGAAAGAUAUUACUUAAUGUCGUACAUCGUGUGGGGUAAUGGCACCACGGAGUCAGAGCUCCCCCCAGGCACACACCUCUUCAAUUUCUCCUUCCUCCUUCCUCAUGGAAUUCCAUCAUCCUUUGAAUCACACAUUGGCAAAGUGCGUCACCAGUGCAAGGCUAAAAUGGAUAUACCGUGGAAAACAGAUAAGGUUUCGGUGAAAGCUUUCUCCGUCAACACCUUGUAUGAUCUGAACACGGACCCUCAGGCUAAGGUGCCAAUAGAGUGUAGCAAACACGACUAUGCUUGCUGCCUCUUUUGUCGAAGUGGACCAAUGUCCCUGGUGCUCCGCAUUGAUCGCUCAGGUUUCGUUCCUGGGGAGAAUAUUAUUAUAAAUGCUGAGUGUUCCAACAUGACCAAUGUCAAGAUUGACUACACAAAAGCAGUUGUGCAUCAGACCAUAACCUACCAUGCUGAAGGGAGAAAGAAGAAAGACCAUCGUAAGGUUGCUGAGCUCAAGCGCUUGGAAAUUCCGCCCGGAGAGGAUGAUAACUGGAGCAACGUUGAGAUGUUGAUUCCAGCGCUGCCUACCUCACACCUACAAUUCUGCAACCUGAUUGACAUUGAUUAUGAACUCAAGUUUGAAAUGUCCCCCUCUGGAUGCCACAUGGACCUAGAACACACAGCUCCUGUAAAGAUUGGCUCUAUACCUCUAGUGCAAUACUUUAGCAACUUUGUUCAAGGACCACCUGCAAAUUCAAGCCAGCCCAUCAUUCUGGCUCCCGGUCAGCUUCCUGUGCCAGGUCAAACUCCAGUGUCAGGUCAGCCUGUCAUUCCAGGUCAGCCACCAGUGCCUGCUUAUUCCCCUCCUGGACAGCCCCCAUUACCAAAUUAUUCUCCAGCACUAGGACAGCACCCAGGGCCUGACCUUGCUCCUGUACCAGGUCAACAGCCAAUGCCAGGUCAGCCUCCAAUGAUGAAUUCUCCAUUAGUACCAGGACAAGCUCCAUUACCUGGUCAGCCUCCAUUUCCAGGUCAACAACCAUUGAUAGGUCAAGCACCUGUGCCUGGUCAGCCACCAGUACUAAGUCAACCACAAAUGCCAGGUCAGCCUCCAGUGCCUGGUUAUGGUACUGGACCAAGUCAGUCUCCAGUGUUGGGCUUUGCUCCACCCGUACCAGGUCAGCAAGCAGUCCAGAUGCCCUCUUACAAUCCAGCCCAGCCUAGCAUACCGGGGUCCUAUGUGGAUCAGAACGCUUCGCCAUACAACCCGAACUUCCAGCCAGCGUCGUACCCUGUACCAGGGUCACCAAGAUUUCCAGGAGUCCAAUAUUAUCCUCAAAUGCCCUUACCAACAUACAACCAAUGUAUGUUUGGAACGACCAGCAUUGCAGAGAUUGAUAGUGAUGUUGAUGAGGGACAGAAUCAUAAUGAAAUUGGAUUUGCACCUCAUUAUAUAUCCUAUAGUCUUAUUAACUCCAAGAGGCUCCAGUCAGCUGCUUCUGUGGGGGAUACUGGAGGGGGCAUGGAUGGCAUAACCAGUGGAGUGAGCGACCUACACAUUCGUCGUGAUAGUGGGAGCAGUGGUUCUAGUGGAGAUCAUUAUCGUGGAGGGCACCAGGCACAUAACUGACUACAGAAGAACCUAAUAAAGGAAUAGCAUUCCUUUUUUUGGCAGUAUGGGAUGCACCACUGAUUGUUCACCAUCAUGAGCAUCACUCUAACUCAGACUCGGACAACGAGAGACCAGCUGAGGCAGCGCUGACGAAAGACACUGACACCAAAGACACCAAGACCAACACCAAUGACAUAGAUACCAGUGAUAAAGAUACUGAUGCCAACAAGGAUACCGACAACAAUACUAGUGAUGCGGAUACCAAGGAAGAGGAACUUAAAACUGAGGAGAAAGUAGAAGAUGAUGGAGAAUCUGAGGAGAACAAAGAAUAAUGUCAUAGUGGUCAAUGUAAUACAGUAAGUUGGUCUUUAAAAUGACAAGAGUUUUACUUGAACUCUUUUGACACAAAUAUUUACUGGUGUUUAUAGUGUGUGCUAUUUGUUAUUAUGUUGUAAUAUGAUUUAAUCGUAAAGGAAAAUAUUAAGUUUAUCUUGAUAGGUUUCUUAGAGUAGGCUAUGUAAAAGAUUGAUAAUUUCUGUUUGUUUGAGACUUGUUUUUUUCAUAUUGCUCAUAACUUUAUAUAAUGUUAACCCAAACUUUUGAUUGUUCUGACUUUACCUUAGUACAAUUAUAUAUAAAGUUUUAAUCACACUCAUUCAUACUCACUCGCACACUCACAUGCACAGGUACAGGCACUCACACACACAUGCACGCACAUGUGGACGUGUGGGCUGGCAUGUGGACUAGUGGGCGGGCAUGUUGGUGUGUGAGUGGGCAUG
Molecule: messenger RNA, 2713 nt
Organism: Penaeus vannamei (Pacific white shrimp)
Lineage: Eukaryota; Metazoa; Arthropoda; Malacostraca; Decapoda; Penaeidae
Product: arrestin domain-containing protein 2
Biological process (GO): protein transport
Cellular component (GO): cytoplasm
Source: RefSeq, a predicted model, not a curated record